CUUCGUUGUCCUGCAUUUUUUCUUGAGCGAUGUAGAACUUCCUACAUGAGACAUGCGAGGGAAGCUAGUUUAAUUAAAAAUUGGUUGUUUAUGUGGUCAAUUUCUCAGUUCACGAUUGCUCUUUGCGUAAAGUGUAUGUUCGUUCACUCGAGAACCUUUCAAACAUACUCAUUCUAUCAGUGUUCGUAGUAGUUUUCGCUUAUGGACUUAGUUAGCUGGCGUCUAACAGUAAGGUAGCUGUUAGCCUCUGAGUUUUGGAGUAUAAACAACGGUGACUUGACGUUUUCAAAGCGACACCAUGGGGGACCUUGAGCAGUGGGUCAACGACCGGCUGCAUGACAUCUUAGGCCUGAGCGACCGAUACGUUGCUCAGUUCAUGAUUGGCACUGCCCGCCGGGCGACCAGCUCCCAGGACUUUGUGAGUCGGCUCCAGCAAACGGGCACCAUCGACAUCGACCAGAGCGUCACUGCCUUUGCUCAUGAGCUUUUUGACAAGAUUCCUCGUAAGCAGGUCGUGGAAAAAGCCUCCCGGGUGUUGGAGCGGCAGGCCAUUGAGAUGGACAGGAAGAAUCGCACGUACACUUUGGUGGAGGAUAGCGACAGUGCCGAGGACACUGUUGUGGAGAAGCAACGCGGAAAUAAGAAGAAGAGCAAAGAGAAAGACAGAGUUGGGAGCAGAAAGAAGAACAUCCGGCGGAAGAAGGAGAGCGAGUCAUCUAGUGAAGAAGAAGUGCCUGUUCGGCAAUCCACAAAGGCUAAAUCAAGCCAGGAUGACAACUCAACCACCAAGAAAGAGGAUGAGGAAGAAGAGGAGUGGGAAAAGGAGGAGCGGGAGCGACUCCAUGACAUCGAGGAGCGUGAUGCUUUUGCAGAGCGUGUUAAAUUGAGAGACAAAGAUAAGACGAGAAACAUCGCUGAGAGGACGGACAAAAAGGCUUACGAGGAAGCUCAGAAGAGACUGAAGUUGGCAGAAGAUGAUCAGAGAAACAUGUUGCCCGAACUGAGGAAGCAGUCCCGUCGCGACUACCUGAAAAAGCGCGAGGAGGAAAAGCUGGAGGACCUGGAGGCGGAAAUCAUCGACGAGGAGUACCUGUUCGCCUCCGACGACAUGACGGACCGUGAGAAGAAGGAGCUGGAGUACAAGCGCACGCUGCGAGACCUUGCCAAGGACUACAAAAAGGCUGGAGCCAAGGAGCUGGACGAAAGGAAGAACAGAUACUACAUGCCGGAGGAGAUCAGGAGAAAGGAGGUGCCCCAGAAAGAUUUGGAGCUGGUGGAGGAGGUGCCCAUGGAACUCGGCGGUGAGCAGGGCCGCUGGGAGGAGGAGCGGCUCAAGACGGCCUCGCUCAGCUUCGGCGCAAAGAAGGAGCGCGAGCAGGGCAUGAAGCGCCAACAGGAGCAGUACCAGCUCAUCCUGGAGGAGGACGAGAUGAUCGAAUUUGUCAGCACCGCCAUCACCAUGAAAGGGACUCUGACUGAGAAGGAAGAGACUCCGGCCUUGUCCCAGUCAGAGCUGAAGAAGCAGUCCAUGCAGGAGGUCCGCCGCAGCCUCCCCAUCUUCCCCUACCGAGAAGAUCUGCUGGCCGCCAUCCACGAGCACCAAGUCCUAGUCAUCGAGGGCGAGACGGGCUCGGGAAAGACCACCCAGAUCCCGCAGUACCUCCUGGAGGAUGGUUUCACUAAAGGCGGGAUGAAGAUUGGAUGCACGCAGCCCCGCAGAGUAGCUGCCAUGUCAGUGGCUGCCCGGGUGUCGCAGGAAAUGAAUGUCAAGCUCGGUAACGAGGUGGGCUACAGUAUCCGCUUUGAGGACUGCACAUCGGAGAGGACAGUGAUCAAGUACAUGACAGAUGGCAUGCUGCUGCGAGAGUUUCUCACCGAGCCAGACCUCGCCAGUUAUAGUGUGAUCAUUAUCGACGAGGCUCACGAGCGAACUCUUCACACGGACAUCUUAUUUGGCCUGAUCAAAGACAUCGCCAGGUUCCGACCCGACCUGAAGGUGCUGGUGGCCAGUGCCACCCUGGACACGGAGCGCUUCUCCACCUUCUUUGACGACGCGCCCGUUUUCAGGAUCCCUGGCAGGAGAUUCCCUGUGGACAUCUUCUACACUAAAGCUCCGGAGGCCGACUACAUGGAAGCGUGUGUGGUGUCAGUGCUGCAGAUCCAUGUCACACAACCUCCUGGAGAUAUUCUAGUUUUCCUCACCGGACAGGAGGAUAUCGAGACGUGUUGCGAGCAACUCCAGGACAGAUGUCGGCGACUCGGCUCCAAGAUCGCCGAGCUGCUCGUUCUUCCCAUCUAUGCCAAUCUCCCCUCUGACAUGCAGGCCAAGAUCUUCAGCCCCACGCCACCUGGCGCACGAAAGGUGGUGGUGGCGACCAACAUUGCGGAAACUUCACUGACAAUUGACGGCAUCAUCUAUGUCAUCGAUCCAGGCUUCUGCAAGCAGAAGAAUUAUAUCGCCCGUACCGGCAUGGAAUCGCUCAUUGUCAUGCCCUGCUCUCGGGCGUCGGCAAACCAGAGAGCAGGUCGUGCCGGCAGAGUGGCCGCCGGCAAAUGCUUCCGGCUCUACACGGCGUGGGCCUACAAACACGAGAUGGAAGAGAUGACCGUGCCCGAGAUUCAGAGGACCAACCUGGGAAAUGUGGUGUUGCUGCUCAAGAGCUUAGGUAUCAAUGACCUCCUCCACUUUGACUUUAUGGACCCUCCGCCGCACGAGACGCUUCUGAUGGCUCUGGAGCAGCUUUACGCCCUCGGCGCACUCAACCACCUAGGAGAGCUCACCACGCUGGGCCGCAGGAUGGCCGAGCUGCCCGUGGACCCCAUGCUGAGCAAGAUGAUCCUCGCCUCUGAGCAGUACAAGUGUUCUGAGGAGGUACUUUCAAUUGCUGCCAUGCUGUCAGUUAACAACUCGAUCUUCUACCGGCCCAAGGACAAGGCGGUGCAUGCUGACAAUGCCAGAAUGAAUUUUGUGGUGCCCGGCGGAGAUCACCUGGUGCUGCUGAAUGUCUACACACAGUGGGUGGAGAGCGGCUACUCAACACAGUGGUGCUACGAGAACUUUAUCCAGUUCCGCUCCAUGAGACGAGCGCGGGACGUACGUGACCAAUUGGAGGGCCUCAUGGAGCGCAUAGAGGUGGAGAUGGUCAGCUCGCAGGGUGAAACCAUGCCCAUUCGCAAGGCGGUGACGGCAGGCUACUUCUACCACACUGCGCGGCUGAGCAAAGGAGGAUACAGGACGGUGAAGCAUCAGCAGACGGUCUACAUCCACCCCAGCAGUUCACUGUUUGAAGAGCAGCCUCGAUGGCUCAUCUACCACGAGUUGGUCAUGACCACCAAGGAGUUCAUGAGACAGGUGGUGGAGAUAGAGAGCGGCUGGCUUCUUGAAGUGGCUCCUCACUACUACAAGAGCAAGGAAGUGGAGGACAGCAGUAGCAAGAAGAUGCCUCGCAAGCAGGGCAAAGCCAAGGAGGAGCUAGGCUGAAAGCCCAGGACACAAGUACACUGGCAGACAUGAAAAAUACACACUUAAGAUGAAAAGUGGACACACCUGUGCAGCAUGAACGCAAUUCCUGUGAUGAAGAGCGAUUCCACAAAAAAAAAAGUGGGUAAAAAGCUCCCCACUGGUUUAAUCAUCAACCCGAUUGUCUGCGGGCCGAUAACGUAUGACUCACCUGUCUCAUGAGUGACGCUCGGUCACACAUACGUGAAUUGUUAAAAUUAUGUGAUUGCCGAGAAGCAAUAAAUUUUUACUGCUUUUUGUA
This is a messenger RNA of Hippocampus zosterae (dwarf seahorse), 3761 nucleotides long. It is a transcript of the gene dhx16, whose product is annotated as DEAH (Asp-Glu-Ala-His) box polypeptide 16. The transcript has 21 exons. Gene Ontology annotation, cellular component: catalytic step 2 spliceosome; intracellular anatomical structure. NCBI's taxonomy places the organism in Eukaryota, Metazoa, Chordata, Actinopteri, Syngnathiformes, Syngnathidae. The record is from RefSeq and is a predicted model, not a curated record. Gene Ontology annotation, molecular function: RNA binding; ATP binding. Bases 299 to 3481 code for a protein of 1060 amino acids.